Molecule: messenger RNA, 395 nt
Organism: Paramecium pentaurelia
Lineage: Eukaryota; Ciliophora; Oligohymenophorea; Peniculida; Parameciidae
Source: the annotation of a GenBank genome assembly
AUGGAUGGUUAAUUUUAAUUAAAAUAAACUGACUUAUCUUUAAUUCUUUAAUCAAGAAUAAUAAUUAUAUUACUGCAUUAAGUUAAAAUUAGACAGAAAAUUAUGUAGUAUUAUAAGAUUAAAUUAGUAUUAGGGAAGGAAGAGAUUAAGACAAGUAAGAAUUCAAAAGUGUAGUUAUAAUUGAUGAAAUUUAUAAAAUUGAGGGUAUAAAUAUUUUAUUAUAAUUAGUAUUUAAUAAUGCAUUGAAUUAUAGGUAUCACCUUUUUCAUCUAUAAACAAUGAAUUUAAGAAUAAGGGAAAAGGUUAGGUUUGUUGCAAAGAAAUAAUUUAUUUGGCUAAUUGGUGAUCUAGAAGUAGACAGGCUUUGUAUUUUAAUUAUAAGAUGGAAUCUUUGA